This is a messenger RNA of Momordica charantia (bitter melon), 2580 nucleotides long. Its product is annotated as oxidoreductases, acting on NADH or NADPH. The record is from RefSeq and is a predicted model, not a curated record. Lineage: Eukaryota; Viridiplantae; Streptophyta; Magnoliopsida; Cucurbitales; Cucurbitaceae.
AGAGCUUCCCAAUGUCAAUAAAAUUCUCUUUUCUUUUGAGCACAAAGGCUUCCUAACAAAUUCCUUCUACAUUUCACUUUAAAGAUAUUCCUUCUUUUCUUGGGAGGGGAGGCAAAGAAAGAAAGAGCUCUAGGGGUGGCAAUGGCAAGGUUUUCGGGCAAUACCCGUCAUGAACAGAAUGGGAAGUCUUUGGUUUAAUUGGGAAUGUGUUCAGGUUUGCCUUGUCUCGAUGCCAUCUCUAUGCAGUUGAAAAUCAAAAGUAAAGGAAACUCUAGGAUGGACGAUGCUGUUGUUCAAUAAAGAAGGAAAUAUCUUACUUCAGAAGGCAAGAACAUCCCAUAUUCUUUGUCCAACAGAAAGGCAAAGAAAGCUGAAGAUGGAACUCUUAGGCAAAAGCUAGUCCAAAAGUUGAGCAUGUUUCCAAAGUAUCAAAUACCAAGUUAUAUAUUCUUUAGGACAGGAUAACUUCCAUGACAAACCCGGCAUUAUCUUUUUCUUACUUAUAUGUCGUACACACAAUUUCGCUUUUGAUUUUCUUAGCAAUCUCUUUUCUUUGUAUGCUUAACUACGACCAUUUGUUCUAUCCAAUGGGAUAGAUACACGACCUUUAGACUCAACGAUUAAGUUCGACUCUGGUCUCAGACACCCAAUAAAAGGCUGAUUCAAUUACAAAGCGGGCAUAUAUACAAGAUGAAGCACACCCGAGAACAAGGAAGAAGCCCAAACUUCUGCUUCAGCAGCUGAUACUGUGUCAACUAUUCGGCAUCAACCAGUCCAGUCUCCUAAGAUAAAAUCAGAAUACUCCUCUAGUAGCAGCUGUGAAACUAUGCCACCUUCUCAGUCUAAGAAGGAAUCUCAAGUUCAUUCUCAUUCACCAUCAUAUUCCCGAGCCAAAAACCAACCCCGAAUCGCUUCGAAGUCUCCAUCACUGUUGAAAGCGAGCCCUACAGUUGCUUCCAACAAGUCUCCAUCGUCACCAGCAUCAGGCAAAGCCUCUCCAUCUAAGGAUGCUUCAAAGCCUUCAUCACCCGCAGUUGCAGCUCCUCGACCCAGAAUUUCUUCAGUGCCACCCUCUCCAUCUCAAACAUCCAGUCGAAACCAUCUAAAUCCAAAACCAACAUCAAAACAAUCAAAACUAAAAGCUGAUUCUCAACCUUCGUCAUCUUCACGGUCAGCGUUUCGACCUCAAGCUUCUUCCACGGCACGGUCGCCAUCUCAAGCAAAUUCCAAGCAACAACCAUCGAAAAAGACUACUGCCCAAUCAACAUCACUACAGCAUACUGCAUUUUCUGCAGCCACUGAAGAUCAAACAACAAAUGGAGUUACAUCUCAUUCCGCAAAUAAAUCGUCACAAGCAAGACCAAAAGGCAGGGAAAGUCAGUCACAGACCAAAUCAAAGCAGUCUCCAAAAUCCAAAGCAUCAAAAAAUCAGCCUCAAAUCAAGGAAGAGCUCACAUCUAAGAACACUUCCAAUCCCCAGUCAAACCAGAACUCUUCCGAAAACCCGACACGAUCCGAUCAAAGCAUUGAAAAUGGCCAAGAUCCCUCUCUAGAAUCACAGGCAGAAUCAAAAGAAGAUGAGGAAACUAAGGAAAAGGCAACCAAUGCAUCUGCUACAAGCACAUUAAUCUCAUCUUCUGAAAGCUCGUCGCCGUAUGAAGAACCAGAGGAUAGAGAUUCGCAGAAGAAAGAACUCAUGGGUGAGGGAGACAUUUCAAAAGCUUUUCCGAAGCUGAAGAUAAACUAUUCAGGUGAAGAAAAUCCAAAGAGUUUCAUAACACUCAUCGGCGAUAACAAAGGGACGUCAAUGAACUUACUCUCCGGUAAAGGCAACAGAGAAAGCUCAAUCCACAUCCGCCGUGAGUACCAGAGCAAUCCAGAUCAGAGCCCUAAAAGUUCCACAGAAAUCGAAGGAAAUUUCAAUCACAAAACGACCGAAGAUUCAAGAACAGUAGAGGAUCCACCCCUGAGAUUAUACAUAAACAACAAUACACAAGGUAUCAAUAACUCAAUCCUGUCUAAUAGCUCAUUUACCGAGAGAAAUCCUGGAGCUAGGUUGAAAUUCUUUCGAGAACCAACAAAAUCCGAAGAGAUUUCAGAGUCUCUCAGUACUCAGAAGGCUAAGUAUAUAGCGAAACCUGCCGAGAGGCUCACCUACAAACCGACGGUAAGACGAAGAUGCCUGAGGGGACUGUUCAUGGAAUCGAGUGAUUCUGAGCCCGAAAAUCCAGAAAAGCCCCGACGCCAUGGCUGCCGCUACAGUAAUUGCAAAGGAAAAGACGGCGAAAUUAUGUGACGGAAGUUGCAGAACAAUGGCGAGAACUAAGAAUUGAAUUAUGAUUCAAUUCAACACAGAGAAGAAAUUUUAGAAUGUGUGUGUGAAGAAUUUUUUUCUUACGGUGUGCGAGUGUGUGUGAAGAAUUUGAAACCUGCGUGCGAUAUAUAAAAAUUAUGUGAGCUUUGAUUGGUUGUGAUAAUCCAGAUUUUCCAUGAAAAAGCACCUUCAAACUUUCCAAAAUGUUUGAUCAACUGGCGACUGUUCGUCUAUGAAUUUCAAAUUAUCAAAGCAAUUUGGUUGAG